Molecule: messenger RNA, 552 nt
Organism: Clarias gariepinus (North African catfish)
Lineage: Eukaryota; Metazoa; Chordata; Actinopteri; Siluriformes; Clariidae
Gene: pfdn6
Product: prefoldin subunit 6
Exons: 4
Coding region: 131-511 (126 amino acids)
Biological process (GO): chaperone-mediated protein complex assembly; protein folding
Cellular component (GO): cytoplasm; prefoldin complex
Molecular function (GO): protein-folding chaperone binding
Source: RefSeq, a predicted model, not a curated record
GCAGAAUAAUUGCGUCAUUUGGGCUGCGUUCUCUUCAAUCUGCAUGGCUACAGAGCAGUUAGCUAGCUAAUUCAGCACGUUUUGUUACUAUACUUGGUGGAUGUUUAAUUAGUUUACAAUAAUUAUCGGAAUGGCGGACGCAAUACAAAAGAAGCUACAGUCCGAGUUGGAAAAAUACCAACAGAUCCAAAAAGAUGUCAGUAAAAGCAUGUCAGCCCGACAGAAGCUUGAGGCACAGCUUACUGAGAAUAACAUAGUCAAAGAGGAGCUAGACUUGUUGGACAGCCAGAAUACAGUUUACAAGUUAAUUGGACCUGUCCUGGUAAAACAAGAUUUAGAUGAAGCAAAGGCAACAGUGGGCAAGAGGCUUGAGUACAUUAAUGGAGAAAUCAAACGAUACGAGACAUUAUUGAAGGAGAUGGAGCGAAAGUCUGAACAGCAUCGGGAGGUCCUUACUAGCCUGCAGCAAGAGUUCCAACGUGCUCAGGGCCUUCCUGCUGGCAAAGCCUAAUUUGUGAAUGGAUUAUAAAUAAACCCCAUUAUUUAACCAUC